This is a messenger RNA of Mustela erminea (ermine), 8037 nucleotides long. It is a transcript of the gene SEMA3A, whose product is annotated as semaphorin 3A. Gene Ontology annotation, molecular function: chemorepellent activity; semaphorin receptor binding; neuropilin binding. The transcript has 20 exons. Gene Ontology annotation, biological process: neural crest cell migration; negative chemotaxis; semaphorin-plexin signaling pathway. The record is from RefSeq and is a predicted model, not a curated record. The coding region runs from base 506 to 2824 and encodes 772 amino acids. Lineage: Eukaryota; Metazoa; Chordata; Mammalia; Carnivora; Mustelidae.
CCCUCUUAAACCACAGAGUCAAAUAGCUCUAAUAGAGAUGAAGCUUGAUAGAUCCGCCCAGGUGUAGGUGAAAUGGUAGAGCCUCCGGGGUAAUAGAUGCUGUGCUCUCAUGCUGAAGUUUAGCACUUUGUCCUGACCGGCUCUCUAGCAGCAGGGCGAUGGGCUGCUCCUUGUACAGUUAACAAAGUCAACACGCUUCUUGCCGUUCACAUUGAUGCCUAAUCCGGAGGGCAACCUGGAGCUAGGUAAGAACCGCAAAACAGCCCUCUGACUUCAACGCGUGGACAAAGGACAGCAAAUGCAGACAUUUCAAGGGAAUAUUCCUAUCUUCUGUCAUGGGACUUAAAGUGUCCAGAAACUUAAAAUAACCAAUUGGACUGAACAGAUGUACCUCAGGAAUUAAGAAUUUUUCCUGAAGAAGAAGUUUCCAGAUUGUUUGAACUUCUCUGGCCGCACAAUACAGAGGGAAGGCUGAAGCAGCCUAGGGACCUACAGCGCCUGCAGCAUGGGCUGGUUCGCUAGGAUUGUCUCUCUUUUCUGGGGAGUGUUACUUACAGCGGGAGCAAACUAUCAAAAUGGGAAGAACAACGUGCCAAGGCUGAAAUUAUCCUACAAAGAAAUGUUGGAAUCCAACAAUGUGAUCACUUUCAAUGGCUUGGCCAACAGCUCCAGUUAUCAUACCUUCCUUUUGGAUGAGGAACGGAGUAGGCUGUAUGUUGGAGCAAAGGAUCACAUAUUUUCAUUCAACCUGGUUAAUAUCAAGGAUUUUCAAAAGAUUGUGUGGCCAGUAUCUUACACCAGAAGAGAUGAAUGCAAGUGGGCUGGCAAAGAUAUCCUGAAAGAAUGUGCUAAUUUCAUCAAGGUGCUUAAGGCUUAUAAUCAGACUCACUUGUACGCCUGUGGAACGGGGGCUUUUCAUCCAAUUUGCACCUACGUUGAAAUUGGACAUCAUCCUGAGGAUAACAUUUUUAAGCUGGAGGACUCACAUUUUGAAAAUGGCCGUGGGAAGAGUCCGUAUGACCCUAAACUGCUGACGGCAUCUCUUUUAAUAGAUGGAGAAUUAUACUCCGGGACUGCGGCUGAUUUUAUGGGGCGCGAUUUUGCGAUCUUCAGAACUCUCGGACACCACCAUCCAAUUAGGACGGAGCAGCAUGAUUCCAGGUGGCUCAAUGAUCCAAGGUUCAUUAGUGCCCACCUCAUCCCAGAAAGUGACAACCCUGAAGAUGACAAAGUAUAUUUUUUCUUCCGUGAAAAUGCGAUAGAUGGAGAACACACUGGAAAAGCCACUCAUGCUAGAAUAGGUCAGAUAUGCAAGAAUGACUUUGGGGGGCACAGAAGUCUUGUGAAUAAGUGGACAACAUUCCUCAAAGCUCGUCUGAUUUGCUCAGUGCCGGGACCAAAUGGCAUUGACACUCAUUUUGAUGAAUUGCAGGAUGUAUUCCUAAUGAAUUCUAAAGAUCCUAAGAAUCCAAUUGUAUAUGGAGUGUUUACAACUUCCAGUAACAUCUUCAAAGGGUCAGCUGUGUGUAUGUAUAGCAUGAGUGAUGUGAGGAGGGUGUUCCUUGGCCCAUAUGCUCACAGGGAUGGUCCCAACUAUCAGUGGGUGCCUUAUCAAGGAAGAGUCCCCUACCCACGACCAGGAACUUGUCCCAGUAAAACAUUUGGUGGAUUUGACUCUACAAAAGAUCUUCCUGAUGAUGUUAUAACAUUCGCAAGAAGUCAUCCAGCUAUGUACAAUCCAGUGUUUCCUAUUAAUAACCGCCCAAUAAUGAUCAAAACAGAUGUAAAUUAUCAGUUUACACAAAUCGUAGUUGAUCGAGUGGAUGCAGAAGAUGGCCAAUAUGAUGUUAUGUUUAUUGGAACAGAUGUUGGGACCGUUCUUAAAGUAGUUUCAAUUCCUAAGGAGACUUGGCAUGAUUUAGAAGAAGUUCUGUUGGAAGAAAUGACAGUUUUUCGGGAGCCAACUACUAUUUCAGCAAUGGAGCUUUCCACCAAGCAGCAACAACUAUAUAUCGGUUCCACCACGGGGGUUGCUCAGCUUCCAUUACACCGCUGCGAUAUUUAUGGGAAAGCCUGCGCAGAGUGCUGCCUCGCCCGAGACCCUUACUGUGCCUGGGAUGGCUCUUCAUGCUCUCGCUAUUUUCCCACUGCAAAGAGACGCACAAGACGACAAGAUAUAAGAAAUGGAGACCCACUCACUCACUGUUCAGACUUACAACACCAUGAUAAUCACCAUGGCCACAGCCUUGAAGAAAGAAUCAUCUAUGGAGUAGAAAAUAGUAGCACGUUCCUGGAAUGCAGUCCAAAAUCACAGCGAGCUCUGGUCUAUUGGCAAUUCCAGAGGCGAAAUGAAGAGCGAAAGGAAGAGAUCAGAGUGGAUGAUCAUAUCAUCAGGACAGAACAAGGCCUUCUACUGCGUAGCCUGCAACGGAAGGAUUCAGGCAAUUACCUCUGCCAUGCCGUGGAACAUGGAUUCAUGCAGACUCUUCUUAAAGUGACCUUGGAAGUCAUUGACACGGAGCAUUUGGAAGAACUUCUCCAUAAAGAUGAUGAUGGGGAUGGGUCUAAGACCAAAGAAAUAUCCAACAGCAUGACACCUAGCCAGAAAGUCUGGUACAGAGACUUCAUGCAGCUCAUCAACCAUCCCAACCUGAACACGAUGGAUGAGUUCUGUGAACAAGUAUGGAAAAGGGACCGAAAACAGCGUCGGCAAAGGCCAGGACAUAACCAAGGGAAUAGUAACAAAUGGAAGCACUUACAGGAAAAUAAGAAAGGUAGAAACAGGCGGACCCACGAAUUUGAGAGGGCACCCAGGAGUGUCUGAGCUGCAUUACCUCUAGAAACCUCAAACAAGUAGAAACUUGCCUAGGUAAUAACUGGAAAAAUGCAAUAUACAUGAACUUUUUUCAUGGCAUUAUGUGGAUGUUUACAAUGGUGGGAAAUGCAACUGACUUCCCCCAAUUAUAAAUUAAGUCCAUGAGUAACUUUGCUAACAGGCUUUCCUCCUAAUACCAACACCUAAUAGAGGUCAGGUGAACGCAGAUGUUCACUUUAGCAGACUUAAAUGUUUCCUAUGAGAUUUCAUUGUACAGGUUUCGCUUUCUUCUUUGCCUGAGAAAUAAAAAUGUCAUUUGCCAUAUUGCCAUCUAAAGAAGAAAAACUGCAUCAGCAAAGCCAUUUUAUUGAACUGAAAAGUUUUAAAUAAACUGCAUGGAUUUAUGAAGCUGAUGAAUAUUCCAAAAUACAGUUGGAUUCAAGGAUAUUUUUUUGUCUACCAGCAUUCAUGUUUAUAUGUACUGGAGGAGUAAAAUGAUACUGAAUGAAAUGGUCUGUGGAAAUAUAAAAAACAUAAACCAUCCAUCAUCCAGAAGAAAAAUGGAAUACACUGAUCUACUACUGAUGUCUUCUUUCAGCUUUGAUCUAAAGAUGUAUUUUAUUAAAACUAUAAUUUAAAUGUACCAUGACAAAUAUGCAGUAAAAAUUAGCUCUUUUCUAAGCUAGAGUAGGUUUUUGUCUUAGUUAUUGUGCUAUAUAGUUUUUGUUUUAAAAACUCCAAUUGUGUGCUGCUUUUUUCCGACAUUGUGUUUUUAGUUCCACAAGAGGGAUAGCCAGUAGUGUUCAAGAAACACAUAAACAUCAUUUACCGCUGUUUCCUGAAGCCUGCAUAUAAAUUAGGCUUUAUUUCUCUGAGGAAUUCAAACAAAUAACACCUCCCCCUUCUUUAAGUAUUAUCGAAAAUUGAGUUUAACUUGCAUAAUGUUUUCUAGAAAAUACAGAGCAUUUAACCAGCAAAAUCAGAAGAUGCAAACUGACCUGUUAAAUGCCUUGUGUUGUACCUAAUGGAUCAAUAAGGAGAAAAGGAACUGCAUAGUUCAUGAAAAGAGUAAGCAUUGUUUAAAUAUAACAUUAACAGAAAAACUCUUAAUUCUGUGCUUGAAAACCUGCAUGAUAUUUGAGACAUAAAAAACUCCCAUGAUUCCUUUAGGAAUUACAUCUCUGUCACUCAAUUUUUUUGAAAAAAGAUCAGUAAUAUGCAGAACAACUUCUUAAAAGCAAAUUUCCCAACUCUGUUUACAUCUGUAUCAGCUGUCUUUUAUCUCAUCUUGUUUUAAACAAUUAUCUGUCUAAGGAACAUAUGAUUUGUUUCAUGUUGAUGGGAGCGACUUUUAUACAAACUGUUUUCCAGGGCACAGCUCACACUCAAAACAUGUAAAACUUUUUGUUUCCUGCAGCAAUUUAUAAAAUAAGGUAAAAGCUGAUCAAUAAAGGACUCGCCUUGUUCCUUGUCCUAACAUGAUUCCUUGAGAAUCAUUGACUUCAAGGUGUAUAAGACCUUCAGCAUUAUGAUAGUUUUCUCUUGCACUGCACUCACCCUUCCAGGAAGCCCUCCCUAGAUCCUUCAUCAUGCACAGAAAUGCAAAGGAAACAUCUUCUUGCUAAUUAAUGAAAGCAGCAUUGAAAUUCUAACUCUAGCUGUCUUGGGAUUCUAAUUAACUCAGCAUUAAUUUCUCACCUCAGACUACAGUGAAUUUUUUUAAAAAAAUUCUCAGCUGAAAUAUUUCACAGAUGGAAGCUCAUGUUUCAGUUUUAGUGAUUUGAAUAAACAAUUUGUUAAUGCCUAUUCCAAAUGAAAGCCUAAAAAUAUUCUGCACUCAAUUUUAGGCUCCAUUGAUGAAUACAGUGUUACUUUUAGAAAUACAUCCUCAAAUGGUAUUUGAAUUUUAAAUUAUUUGAAGGACAUAUUUCUGUAGGGAAAUAGAAAUGUUUGAAGUACUAAUCAAAGAACAAAGAGUACUCCAAAAAUAGGUAAUUCUUUUAUUUUCUUAGCGUAUCUUAACUGUGCUAAAAUUUGGUGUUGCACUUCCUUUGAAAUUUGCGGCUGAAACAGAUUUAUUUGCAACAAAUAUCUUAAUUCUUAUUAGUCCUCAAAACGAAUGCAUCUGAAGGGCUACAGAUUGAAAUUGUAUGAUAACUUUAGGGAUGCCCUCCAGUGUCUGACUGAGUUUUGUUUCGCAUUAUGGAAAACCCAGAGAAAGGAAGUCUAAACUUCAAUUAAAGAAACAAAAGAAGCAAAUCUCUGGCAUGUCUUUAUAAACCAUCAGGUCUGAGUUUUCAAAGAAAAUUAUAGAUAUAACUAGCAGAUAGAUAACUCUUAGUACAGUCAUACUCUGCCAAUGUGUAUUGAAGGGGACAUUUUGCACGAAAAAGUAGUGUCCCAUUUAAUUAAGUUUUUCUAGACUUUGGCAUAUUGCAUGUAUCAUCAGAGUUGGAACUUUGUUAAGAGGCUCACAUGACCAUAAGCAAGUUCUGACAGCAAUCUUACGAUUGGAAAAAGUUCAUCGCAGCAGAGAAAUUCUGGCCCAGUUGAAAUCCAAUGUGAAAUGUAAAUGCAUGUAAAUGCACACUCAAUGCUACUUUUAUGUACAAUUUAGUGAUUUUCAGUGGUAAUGUGUUUAAUAUUUUUGCUACCUACACAUUAGGCAAAAGAGAUGUAAAUACUUUUGAAAAUAAGAGGAAGGACAGUGAACUACAACUUUAUAUAGGUUCUCCAUAUCAUUGUGUUCAACAUCAUCCUAAAAUGCAAGAUUUCCCCACACAGGUGACAAGGGGGGUUAUGUGCUAUUCAAGGGCAGAGGCUGUGUGCCCAUUCAAUAAGCAUGUUUUUUUGCCAGGUAGUAAAUAUGUUCCAUAUCUGUAUUUAUCACUGCAUUUCAGAUGGGAACUAGAAAACUGGAGAGACAAAUGUAAUGAAACUGCUGCUGUAAAUUAUUCCUUUUAGCAUGUAUUCAGUUGCUAAAUACACAUUUCUUCAAAAUAUUUGAAUUCAGAUGUCUUUACUAUUCCCUGUAGCAUAUGGUGUCAAGGAACAUAAGUUUUAAAAAUGCUGAGAAUGAGAGUCAGGUUGCUACCUAACAGAUUUCUUCAUUCUAGUCUUCUGUGCACUGGGUUCUGUAUUUAUGGGGACGAUGUGCAUUUUGAUGCCCUUUAAGUUAAAUACUGUUAUUUUUGCCAUGCCUAAAAAAGGACAUGUGGGGAUGAAAUUCUAUCAUGUGUCAUUAUCAUGAUCAGUUUGGUUUUAUUCAGGCUCUGCAAAGAUGCCAACAAUUGUUACUGAAGUUACCUAUCCUUAAAGUUAUAAGGAAGCCUUUUAUUAACAUGAAGUGAUUAGUAUAAUAUUUUGUAAUCUCUGUUUUAUGAAUUCACUUUUAAAACACAGUUCGCAUUCAAACUUUAAUGGAAAUCAUCCAAUUUGAUGGCUUCAAAGACAAAUUUAACAAACGGGAUUCAACAUCAUCUUACUGCAUUAUAGUGUAUUAGAUAUAAAUUGCCCUGAUGCCAAAGGCGUACAUGCUUUUUAUUUUAACUUUGUAGUAAUUAUUCAAAGUCAUUGUUAAUAUUUGCAAAAUAUACUUCCAUAAAAAAGAAAACAUUAUUUUUCCCAAAGUUUGCAAAAAGCCUAUUAGUUUAUCUGAUUUCUAACAAUUUUUUAUACUAGUUAAUUAAAGAAACACAUUUUUUUUAAAGUUCAUACACUAAGAGAACUGUAAAUGAAGAGAGCAUGGAGCCACGGAAAUGGAGCAGCCAUUUUCACAGACAACCUGACCAAAGAAAACAGCUUGGUUUUUAUUUCAAACAUGCAAAUGCACACAGGCAAAGGUAGAGGUACCAGAUCUAACCCCAGUGGGUCAAGGUGAUUUUGAAUAUAAAGAAAUUGGGCUUCUGGACACAAAAAUUGGCUUUUGAACUUUAGAACCAGACUCCUACCUGUUCAACUAAAUUAUAUUGGUAGAUCUUGUCUAUCUCUUAUGUGCCGGGCACUGGUAGGUGAUGAGGAUAGUAAAACGACUCACCAUCAUUUUACUUGGCAAGCGUUUCCUGUUUCUUCCGUCUCUAGGUGAAACUAACCACCUUCUCUGCACUAAAUCUGUGCCUUGUAUUUACUUUUCCAUUGCCACACUUAUGACAAAGGUGUCAUUUCUUUGUUUACACCCUUAUCCCUUUCUAGACUGAAAGCUUCUUGAGGACAGAGUUUGUAUCUAAUUUACCUGAACCCCCUCCCAACCUCCUGCCCCAAGUACCUAGCAUGAUGGCUGGCACAGCUCAAUAAAUCAUUGCUGGAAAGAACCGGAUCACAAUGUGAGUGUCGCAUGAAUAGUGUCACAUGCAAACUCAAGAUAAAAGUGCUGUGGGAUCCAAGAGGAAGGAAUUCGUUUAAAGAGAUCAUGGAAAGCUUCAGAGCAUAAAUGACAUGCAAUCUAGGAAUUGAAAUACAAGUUAAAUUUGCCCAGAUGAAGUAAAAAGAGCAAUGUAGGCAGGAAAAAAAAAAAAAAUCAGGCAAAUUGAAGAGAGUUGUGAAAAAAUGCUUUUAUUGCGGGAACAGGUAUUCCAAAUAGAGUAUGGGGUUCGUAAAGAAAAGGAAACUGCCCCACUACUAUUAGUCAAAACAGUGUAUUAGUUUGAUUUUUCCUAGACUUUGGUUUAUUGCCCUCUGUUUGUACUCCACAGUUCUCCUCUCUGGCCAUUGGUAUUACUCACUCUGCUGCUUUCUACUCCCUACCCCUUUCUGCUCUCUCUCCCUCACUUCCGUCUUCAAUGUUGACCUCUUUUAUCUUUACAUAGCUGGAGUCACAGCACUUGACGUUUUCAAACUAAUCUUUAUGCCAUAAUCUCCUUUCUAAUCCAACCAACCUUGCUUUUGUGCAAUUUGGAACUCAGAGGAACAGCUGGGAGAAGAUAGCUUUGUCAGGCUGCUCUUACGCAGGUAGAAAUAAAAGCUUCUCUUAUGUGUCACCUGCCUUUAACAUUGCGCCACUCGUCUAGUGUUGGACCACCUGGACACAGGUCCAACAUUGCCUUGCUAAUUAAUAGGGUGGCCCACAGACCAGACUUCAUCAAAGAUGGCAUUAAAAUAUGAAGCCUGUGUUUAUUCAGUGAAUACCCCAGAUGGAGUAUUUACGGCUAAACAGUGAUGAAGGUGAGGUUAGCGCAGGUAGUUGAGAGGGAAAGACUCCUCUAAGUAAAAAGAAAAAAAAGAAA